Phaeoacremonium minimum UCRPA7 is the source of this 960-nucleotide messenger RNA. Its product is annotated as putative pyridoxamine phosphate oxidase family protein. The transcript has a single exon. The record is from RefSeq and is a predicted model, not a curated record. Bases 1 to 960 code for a protein of 319 amino acids. Lineage: Eukaryota; Fungi; Ascomycota; Sordariomycetes; Togniniales; Togniniaceae.
AUGAAGCUCAUCCCGUCACUCACCCCCUCCCUCACCUCAUGGGUGCUGGCCCAGCCCGUCUUCUACGUGGCGUCGGCGCCCACGCACGGCGCGCACGUCAACGUCUCGCCCAAGGGCCUCCCGUCCUCGACGUUCAGCGUGCUCUCGCCCAACCAGGUCGCCUACCUGGACCGCACCGGCUCCGGGUGCGAGACGAUCGCGCACCUGUACGAGAACGGCCGCAUCACCAUCAUGUUCAUGAGCGUCGGCGCCAGUCCCCGCAUCCUGCGGCUCUUUGGCCGCGGCCGCGUCGUCGAGUGGGACAGCCCGCUGUUUGCCGGCUGGCUCGAGCGCCUCGGCAAGGCGCGCCCGGACGCCGUCCGCAGCGUCAUCGUCUGUGAUGUCUUCCAGGUGAGCACGAGCUGUGGCUACGGUGUGCCGCGCGUCCGCAAGGAGCUGUACCUCCCCGCCGCCGCAGGAGCCGCCGGCGGUCCCGGGGCGGAACCCGAAGCGGGGCAGGAGGAGGAGGAGGAGGGGGAGCAAGUGGAACAGGGCGAGGAGAAUGGCAAGUUCGACAAGUACGGGGUCCUCCGGCUGCGGUGGGACAAGGAGAACAGCGUGUUCGAGGACCGGCCCACGCUGGUGGACAACGCACGUAAGCGCCAAAAAGCUGGCAAAGUGCUAGAGUAUCAGGUGCAGGCGAACCUGGACAGCCUGGACGGGCUGCCGGGGCUACGGGUCGCGCGGCGCGAGGCCGGGCAGUGGCUGUGGGCGGCGGACGCAAAGGCGCACGUCAGGAGGGUGCUCGCGGAGCGGGAAGCGAUCGUGUUUGGGUUUCUGCUAGGGGUUCUGUUCUACCUCGUGCUAUCUACCAAGCUGUUUGGCGCCGUGGACCUGGUCAAGUCGGCCGACCUGGCUGACCUGACCGCCGGGUUCAAACAGCAGCUUGAGGUCUUGUCCUCUGCUCGUGUCAAAAAGUAG